AUCGGACCAGUAAUUUUCUUUUGGGCUGAGCUAAAAGCCACAGGCCUGGCGAAAAAAGGGGUUUUUUUUUUUUUUUUGUUUCUUUGUUUCAGCUCCAAGGCAAAUCUUUUUCUGUCGAGAACAGACGCAAAAAGAGUCUCUCCUUUUUUAUAUUUUUUUCAUUAAAAACUGGUCGGAGAAAUUUUUGAGGGAGGGGAUGGCGAGAGACAGCUGCUUGGCUCGCAUCGCAGCAGGUGCUGCUAUUGGCGGUGCCGUCGGCGGAGCAGUUGGUGCUGUUUAUGGGACCUAUGAGGCUAUCAGAUAUAAGGUCCCUGGAUUAUUGAAGAUUAGACACAUUGGUCAAACAACUCUGGGGAGUGCAGCAGUCUUUGGGCUCUUUUUAGGAGCUGGGAGUUUGAUACAUUGUGGCAAGUCUUACUGAACCAAGUUGCAGCUUUUGGGAUCUCUUGUUUCCGGACGAGAUCAUGGGAGUUCAAUUAUAAACCAGUAAAUCUUAUCAAGCUCCUUGUAUGUGUGGUUUCUUGUAAAACAUGAAUAAUCAAAGUGUUCUUAUCGAAUU
Messenger RNA from Asparagus officinalis (garden asparagus), 559 nucleotides. RefSeq names its product reactive oxygen species modulator 1-like. The transcript is spliced from 3 exons. Gene Ontology annotation, biological process: protein insertion into mitochondrial inner membrane; protein import into mitochondrial matrix. Lineage: Eukaryota; Viridiplantae; Streptophyta; Magnoliopsida; Asparagales; Asparagaceae. Gene Ontology annotation, cellular component: TIM23 mitochondrial import inner membrane translocase complex. The record is from RefSeq and is a predicted model, not a curated record. Bases 197 to 421 code for a protein of 74 amino acids.